CAUUUGGUAAACACAUCAACAUGAAAUUCACUCUUGUUGCAACAAUCGUCGUGGGCUGCUUUGCAGCAACACUUGGACAUCGAUUUCCUUUCUUACCAAGUUAUAAUGCUUUUCCGUAUGGAGGCCAAGCGGAAUUCAAAUCUUUUCUAUGCAGUUUAGCUGCUCCUGUUUUCCGAUUGUUUAUUAAUCAAGAAGAUACAACAGGUACCAUCUGUAAUGUCCUGAUCAAUUUUGAUCAAGAAUGUCCAAAUUAUAACCUCGCUGAUCUAAGAAUGUGUGACAUUAAUAAUGUCGAUAUAGUAACUGAUGAUUAUAAUGACGAUUUUGGUAUUGAUGAUGACUUUACGUACGGACCCCCGGAAACUAGAGUUAAAGUUCAUUCUGAGUCCAAGUCCAAGUCCAAGUCGAAGUCCAAGUCCAAAGCUAAUCAAAAGUCCAAGGGAGCUUCUACUAACAAGGCUCAUUCAAAGAGUAAAGUGCAUUCUAAGAGUAAGGUGCAUUCUAAAGCCAAGGACCAUUCUAAGAACUAAUUCUGAAGAAAACAGAUGAUGAUGUUGAGAUGAUGAUGUAGAUGGAGAAUAUCAGAUUUAGAAAAGUGGUUGAGUAAGGGAAUUGUGUACUUAUUAGGAAAUGUUGUUACGGUUGCAGAAAUAUAAACACAGAUUGAUUUCAAAAA
Dalotia coriaria is the source of this 676-nucleotide messenger RNA. RefSeq lists its product as uncharacterized. The coding region runs from base 21 to 530 and encodes 169 amino acids. The record is from RefSeq and is a predicted model, not a curated record. NCBI's taxonomy places the organism in Eukaryota, Metazoa, Arthropoda, Insecta, Coleoptera, Staphylinidae. The transcript is spliced from 3 exons.